AAUGAGAGUAAUUACUUAGUCGUCCCGGAACAUCUCUCUGUGUUGAGACAUGCGUCUCUGAGCGGUCAUGAGGAGUGAUAAGGGUGUGCGCUCCUGCUGUGGCUGGAUUCUCGAGAAAUGUUGCUGCUGCCGUCAUGUGGGAGAAAACUAUGCAGUUGGCGGUCCUGAAGGGAAGACCGAGUCCGUGACCACACUGCAGCCACAGCCAUCCCUGAACUCCCUGCAGAGUAGCUCCCCUGGACCCAAGCGCUCUGGGAAUACACUGAAGAAAUGGUUGACCAGCCCCGUCCGGCGUCUCAGUCAUGGCAGCAACAUCAAGAAGAUUCCUAGCAAACAGAAGCAGAAACGUGAUGGACGCAAGAGCAUUGAUCUGGGGCCACCUGAACUACAGGAUGACACCCUGGAAGAGAGAGUGCGUAAAGAAGAGGGAACACUCUCCAAAUCUUCCUCAGGAAUGCACAGUGGAGGGGAGGAAGAGCCAGAGGACGAGUCACACACUCCCCUCCCUCCUCCAAUGGAGAUCAUCAAAGACCCCUCUGCUCAAGAAGAGAAGUCUUCUGUGCUGAUGGCUUCCCGGCAGAGCUCGGCUGAUAUCCCCAGUGCUGCUGAACUUGUCAGUGCUAUAGAGAAACUGGUCAAAACUAAGAUGACGCUGGAGCCAGGAUCAUACCCAGGAUUCAGCUCCGUGAACCCAGCGGAACAAAGCCCCUUGCCACCCAGAAACCCUGAGCUGGAGCAGAAAGCCAAAGCACUGCGUGGACGAAUGUUUGUUCUGAACGAAUUAAUCCAGACAGAAAAAGACUACGUGAAAGAUUUGGGUAUCGUGGUUGAGGGGUUUAUGAAGAGAAUAGAGGAGAAAGGAAUUCCCGAUCAUAUGAAAGGAAAAGAUAAGAUCGUCUUUGGAAACAUUCACCAAAUCUACGACUGGCACAAAGAUUUUUUUGUUGGUGAACUGGAAAAAUGUCUUGAAGAUCAAGAAAAACUGCCUGAGCUUUUUAGUAAACAUGAGAGAAGGCUGCACAUGUAUGUGGUUUACUGCCAGAACAAACCCAAAUCUGAAUUCAUCGUUGCAGAAUACGAUUCAUACUUCGAGGGGAUUCAGCAAGACAUCAACUCGAGACUGGCCAUCAGUGAUUUUCUCAUUAAACCCAUUCAGAGAAUUACUAAAUACCAACUUUUAUUAAAGGACUUCUUAAAGUACAGCAUCAAGGCGGGGUUGGAUUGUCAGUAUAUAGAGAAAGCAGUAGACCUGAUGUCCCAGGUGCCCAAGCUGUGCAAUGACAUGAUGAAUCUGGGAAGACUGCAGGGAUAUGAGGGGAAGUUGACGAGUCAGGGAAAACUCUUGCAGCAGGAGACGUUUUUUGUGACGGAGCAGGAUUCUGGCGUUCUGUCCCGCAGUAAAGAGCGCAGGGUGUUCCUGUUUGAACAGAUCGUCAUCUUCAGCGAGCUCUUACGCAAAGGCUCGUCCAUUCCAGGAUACCAGUUUAAAAAGAGCAUCAAGGUGAACCUCCUCGGCCUGGAAGAGCAUGUUGAAAACGAUCCGUGUAAGUUUGUGCUGUGGUGUCGUGGGUCAUCCGAACGUUUUACCCUGCAAGCGGCAAACACGGACAUCAAACAGGUCUGGGUUCAGCAUAUCACCGAUCUACUAGACUUACAGAGCAACUUCUUGUCAGCUCUGCAGUCACCCAUCGAGUAUCAGAAGGAGCGCAGCGGCUCUCAAUCUCUGACCCGAAACUCCUCCAGCAGUGGGCGAGUGGGUCAGUCCAACAGCAGGCCCAGCUCCACUGUGUCACUGGGAGCAGAGAAACCCUCUCUGUCUGGACGGAGCUCCACCCCGAUAAAGCUAUCUACCUCCAACGGUGGUCCGUGCCACGACUCGGACAGAUACCAAAGGCAGUUUGACGGUGUGGGCUGUAACGGAACGUCGUCGUCCAUGAUGGUGACUCAGGACUAUAACGCACUGAAAGAGAACGAGAUCUGUGUCACGCAGGGUGAGACAGUGCAGAUACUGGCCACGAACCAGCAGAACAUGUACCUGGUGUUUCGACCCGCUAACAGCCAAUCACCAGCUGCGGAGGGCUGGGUCCCGGGACACAUCUUGGGCCCCCUCACUAAACCCCUCAUAGACACUACUGCAGACUCAAACAUCAAGAAAUCUCUCUCGUGGAACACGCUUCGCGCUCGCAAGCGUGCAGAGAAGGACAGUGCGCCCCUCAAAAGUGACAUAAAAGUUGAGAAUGGACUGCGUAAGGCAAAGGAAAUUCUCAGCAGCAAGGUCACUGAGAAAGCGUCCCGCAGCUCAGACGAGUCCGAUUGUGAGGAUGAUCUAGACCCCAAAACUAGUAUGGAGUUGUUGAACCCUAAUUUCAUCCAAGAGGUGUCUCCAGAGUUCCUGACGCCUCUAGCGGACGUGUCGUGUGCUCUGGGGGAGACGGUGGUUCUGGGUUGUAAAGUGUGCGCUCGACCCAAGCCCACGAUCACCCUGAAAGGACCCGAUCAGAGUCUGCUGGUCAACAAUAACCGAUUCACUAUCAACAUCAGGGAUACGGGUGAUAUAGUGUUGAAGAUCUGUAAUCUAAUGCCGCAGGACACUGGCAUCUACACGUGUGUGGCCGUGAAUGAUCAUGGCACAGCUUCCUCGUCUGCAUCUAUUAAAGUACAAGGUAUCCCAGCAGCCCCUGCUCGACCUGUGGCUCAGGAGGCCAGCAGCACGGCGGUGAUCGUCCACUGGCUUCCUCCAGUCAGCUCGGGGAACUCCACCAUCUCCAGCUACACUGUGGAGUACAGGCAGGAAGACUCUCUGGUGUGGCAGAAGUCGGUGGUCUCCACUGCAGAUGUGUGUGUGAAGAUUGAGAAUCUGAUUCCUGGUGGGCACUAUCAGUUCAGAGUCAGUGCCAGUAACCCCUGGGGCAUCAGCCCACCCAGUGAACCCUCAAACAUGGUGACUUUACCCAGCACAGCCUCAACAUAUGACGGCACUGGAAUCCAGUGGAAAGAUAACUUUGAAUCUGCGUUCACAGAAUUAUGUGAAAUUGGACGGGGUCGUUUCUCAGUGGUGAGGAAGUGUCUCAGCAAGGCCAGUAAGAAGGAGGUUGCUGUGAAAUGUGUCAAUAAGAAGAUGCAGAAGAAAGAGCAGGUUGCCCAUGAGGCCGAUAUCCUGCGUCAUGUCCAGCAUCCCCAGCUGGUGGCGCUGAUUGACACCUAUGAGUCGCCCACGGCCUACAUGCUGGUUCUUGAGCUUGUUGAAGAUGGACGUCUGCUGGACUAUCUAGUGGCUCACGAUGAGCUGAUGGAGGAGAAGGUGGCGUUCUUCAUUAAAGACACACUGGAAGCUCUGCAGCACCUGCACACAUGCAGAGUAGCUCACCUGGACCUCAAGCCUGAAAAUCUGUUGGUGGACCUCCACGUGCCGGUGCCAUGCGUGAAGCUCUCGGAUCUGGGCGACGCGGUGCAGGUUUCGGGUCACCGCUACGUGCAUAUCCUCUUGGGGAACCCUGAGUUUGCCGCCCCAGAGCUCGUCCAGGGCACCCCGGUGUCCCUGUCUACAGAUGUGUGGAGUGUAGGGGUGCUGGCCUACGUCCUGCUCAGCGGAGUCUCCCCGUUCCUGGACGAGAGUCUGGAGGAGACCUGCGUCAACAUCUGCAGGCUGGACUUCUGCUUCCCCGAGGAGUACUUCUGCGGCGUCAGCCAGGCCGCCAAAGACUUCAUCGUGUCCACGCUCAACCAGGACCCCAGAAAGAGGCCGAGCUCUGCCUCGUGCCUGCAGCACCCGUGGGUCAGCGCUCAUAGUGGAGAUUACUCCAAAACACCACUGGACACCGUCAGACUCGCUGCGUUUAUCGACAGACGCAAACAGCUACAUGGAGUCAGACCUGUGACAAACGUUAAAGGACUGGUCAGCAGCAGUAUGGGACACACCUUAUGAGACGAUGGGCUGAAGUAGAGUUCAACAUCAAAAAUCAAUUACAUUAUAUCAUAUCAUUUGGAAUGUGCACUUACUGUACAGUGUUUCCUGUAGAGAUAACCGGCCUGCUCUGAUGACUUGUGACCCGGGGAGGUCAACACUUUUGAGACCAUUAGUGAUUAAUAGAUUGAGAAACUGCAAGGACACUGGAAUGGUGGGAAUCGCAGAGUUAGGAGUAGUGACAUCAUUGAAUGUCAUUUGUGUGGGAGUGGCUUAGGGUGAUUUGUUUUAGAACUUUGAGAGUAUUAAACAGACCAGUAGUUGGGUAUUGUUUUAUGUUAAGUUGUAUUGAGAGGAAACCGCACGCAAUUUGGUAAAGGCUGCGAUUGUUUUAUGUGCAGCUUGUCAGUGAAGCACGGCUGAUCGGUAGUAAAUGCUGCUCUGUCUGAACACCAGAGGGCGUCUCAGACACACACACCACAUAUCCC
This is a messenger RNA of Rhinichthys klamathensis goyatoka, 4392 nucleotides long. Its product is annotated as kalirin-like. The record is from RefSeq and is a predicted model, not a curated record. Lineage: Eukaryota; Metazoa; Chordata; Actinopteri; Cypriniformes; Leuciscidae. Gene Ontology annotation, molecular function: protein binding; guanyl-nucleotide exchange factor activity; ATP binding. Gene Ontology annotation, cellular component: cytoplasm; postsynaptic density. Bases 68 to 3925 code for a protein of 1285 amino acids. The transcript is spliced from 27 exons. Gene Ontology annotation, biological process: protein phosphorylation; axon guidance; intracellular signal transduction.